Galleria mellonella (greater wax moth) is the source of this 6305-nucleotide messenger RNA. Its product is annotated as transmembrane protein 245. NCBI's taxonomy places the organism in Eukaryota, Metazoa, Arthropoda, Insecta, Lepidoptera, Pyralidae. The transcript has 14 exons. Bases 162 to 2810 code for a protein of 882 amino acids. The record is from RefSeq and is a predicted model, not a curated record.
UGCACAUAAAAUCAAAACAAAUGUCAUGUUAGAAGUUCGAAUCCAAAUAUUUAAUUCUCCCAAAAUGAAAUAAAGUAUGAUCUCAUACAUUUGUGACUAGUCUUUAUAUUCUUUCUUGAUAACCUGUGAACGAUCGUGAUAAAGGUGAAUAGUUAACAAUCAUGCAACAAUCCCCAUUUGAAAAUAUUUUUAAUAUUAUUGGUGGUAUAACAGAAGGAAACGAAAAGCCUAUGAAACAUGGUUUCUAUAAUGCUUUCGCUCUAUUUAUUUUAGCAGUAUGUUGUGUCGCAGUGUAUGUUCUAUUUCUUAUACUUGAGCCUUUUUUCAAGCCUUUGUUUUGGGCGCUCCUUGUCGGUUCCAUACUUCACCCUUUCAAAUAUAAAUUAUCACAAAAAUUGAAAGCAUGGUUUGAAGAUCUCGACAAAUCGAACACCUCUGUGAUAUUUGGUUUGAUGAUCAUCCCAGUAAAUGUUGUGAAUUUUGCUUCCGAUACUGUAGGUCGUCAAUUUAUAAACCAUUAUAAGACUGUGAUUGGUUUGCUAUCAGUAAUUUUUGUGUUACCAUGGCUAUACAACUCUGUGCCACGGAGCUUCUCAUGCAUUUUUUGGCAACUGAGUAGCUUUGUCAGCUUCUCCACAACUAUGCUCAUCAGUGUAUGCAGCUCCUAUAUUACUUUAACAAUAGUCUUAGCAUACUUUAUAAGUGUGUGGACACUUUGGACUCCAGAAAGAGCUGGGUUAUUCAAAACGAGCUCCCAAUUGUUAUGGCUAGUCAUAACCAGCUUCCUGGCCAGCCUGUGUGGGUCUUUUAAAGUCUACAUGUUUGUGUUACUGCAAAUGUUCUGUGUUAUUGGCUUUUCCCUUGAAGUUCUAGAUGUACAUAGAAAGUUACUGUUGAAUGAUCCUGAUGCAUCAAUGGCGCAAGCUUUACACCAAGUAAUUACAAAUGGCCAUUAUGAAGCUAGUCCAAAACAAAUAGAGGAAAAACCACAAGAACAAGUCCAACCCAGUGUUAGUGACCAAGAAUCUACACCAGAAAAAGAUAGCCCGUCUCCUACCACCGCGGAAUCGACCAUAAAAAAAGAUAGUUGGUCUGGAAGUGAAACAAUACAGAGUUCACCAAGAUUUGCAAAGAAACUAUAUAAAACUCGAACAUUGUCUGAUUUACCACUUUCGAAUACUAGAAUGAAGUCACCAUAUGACAAUCGUUUUAUUGCAUCCUUCAAACAGAGGUCUCUGGAUGAUAAUUACAUGAGGAACAAUUUUGAUAAUGAUGAAGAAACAGCUUUGUAUUUUAAACUGCUUUUCUUUGGUUGUUUAUGCAUGCUGGUGUGGAAGCAUAUAUGGUUAUUACCUGUGACACUAUUUUUUAUUGCUAUUUAUGUUAUCAAGAGGUUGCUAGAGUAUUUUGGUGUGUGGUUAUUCUUUGAAAACCACUACAAUCACAUUGUGGGAAAAAUUAUGAAUUGGUGGAAUCUCAGAGAAACUGCGUUGAUACCAGCCCAUAUACGAGGCAUAGGGAAGAUGUUAUCAAUCUGCAAUAACAGUAUUCGCGAGAUGGCGUAUGGUUCCGUGGAUACGGUGUCAACUUGCUUCGUCAUAGUGGGCCUUAUCCUAUUUCUUACUGUGGCCAUUAUAUUUAUCUGUAUACAGAUAUAUUCAGAAGCGAUAGUGGUGGUGCAACUAAGUGGAAGUCUGUUGAACAGCACGUUUGUACAAAAUAGUGAACUCCAUGCUUAUCUUCCUGAAGGAUGGGAAGAAAAACUGGACUCCCUUAUUGACAAUGCUUACACGUAUGGCCGAGAAGGAAUCUCUACAGCUAUCAGAAGGUUAUUGAAAGAAGGGGAACCGGACAAAGUAGCUCGCGUCGAACAACAAAUUUUGGAGAUAUGGGACAGAGUGUAUCAGAGCUGGGUGUCUGGUCAUUUCACCUCUCCCAUGGGUCCACAGGUUGACGGCACAGCAAUUCAGGACUCAUGGGACAACUUUGUAAAUGAUGUAUCUAAGACACCUGGUAUCUUCGACUACACUGGAAUAGUGACGUGGGUGCAAGAAAACCUUGGCACAUUGAGCGCUAUCGCCACCGGCAUUUGGUCACCACUGGCCAGCAACAUGUCUCUUCUAGCGGGCUCAGUGGGUGCCUUCACUUCCCUUCUGUUCUCUGGCGGAGGAGCUAUUAUUAAUAUGUUCAUUAACUUAGUUGUAUUCUUUACUACGCUGUUCUACCUGCUGGCGUCCAGCAAUGCACUAUAUAAACCUGUCGAGGUGAUCACCCAAGUGCAGCCCAACUUCGGUCCGAAACUUGGCAUAGCACUCUCAGUGGCAAUCAAUCAGGUAUUUAGGGCUUCCUUCAAAAUGGCUCUGUUUUACGGACUGUGGACGUGGCUAGUGCAUAACCUGUUUGGAGCCAAGGUCGUUUAUUUGCCUUCUGUACUAGCGGCAGUGUUAGGAGCGGCACCGUUCCUCGGCCCCUACUUAGCUGGCAUACCGGCAGCUCUGGAUGUGUGGCUGCAGGGCAGGCCAAUGGCUGCCCUUCUUCUGCCCAUAGCACAAGCGGCUCCUAUAGCAUUCCUGGAUGCAGCUGUUUAUGCCGAAAUUAAAGACGGUGGCCACCCAUACGUGACGGGGCUUGCCAUUGCCGGCGGUAUUUUCUACCUCGGGCCCGAGGGCGCUAUACUCGGCCCACUACUCCUCUGCUGUCUAAUGGUGGUCCUCAAUCUCUCCUCCACUUUCCUCAGAGACACUCCUUCCGAGGAACGAGCGGCUCUACACUCACGGGCCAGGUCAUUAUUGGGAUUAUUUAAUUAUUAAGGCUCGGUGUUUACCUCUGAUGGGCUUGCAUGGGCGAUUAAUGCUAAUAUUAUUUUCAUAAUGUCAGAUGUUAUAUGCAAUGUUGGAAUAAAGGUAGAAUUUUAACUAGUACCAUUGUCAUGUUCUACAGCGUAAGGCUUGAUCAAAGUUGGUGUAAAUCAGAAUAAAAUGUUAUAAUUUUAACAAAGUUACCAGUUUCAAUAUGAUACGUAUUUACUAGCUGAAAUUAAUAGUUGCAUGAAUACUAUGUUGUAUGAAUCUUGUAUUCGUAUAUGCAUAUAAGGUUUAUUCCUCCAUAUGAACGCACACGUAGUGAUGUUAUGGUAAAUUAAAUCUUAAUAUAAUGACACAUUAGGUCAAUAAUACGAUUAAGGUUUGCACAGUAAAAUUAAUAAUUAAGUCUAACGUCAACAUUGUUGCUCAUGGAGUAAAUAAACAUGUCACAAAAUUAUGGCCGACUGCUAAUAUACAAUAAAUUUUAUGUGAAGUUUUUAUAGUCGAUCUUAUGAUUAUUAAAUAUAUAUGAGUAAGUAUUAAGUAUAUAUAUAUAUAUAUAUAAAUUUACAAGAAGACAUUCAGUUCAGAAUUGACGGCGAUAUCGUGUGACAUGAUGAUAUAUAUACACACGAAGAAAAAUUACCAUAAAUUGAUAACCUGUAUCUUUUUUAGUCACUUUAAAAAUUAGUAAAUAAAAAGUUACAUAAUACUGUUCAGAUAUAGUUAAAAAAAACUAUGUUUAAUUAAUACCUUACUUAGCCAUCAUUAGUUAAAAACAUAGAUCAUAUACAGAAAGAUGAACGGCCAUCAUACGAAUACUUCGCCAAAAACAUUUGUAUGACUCCAUACAUCCACUAUUAGCAUAUUGAGUUUUGGAUAAAUUUCAACGGAAAUUGGCAUAGCUUAUAACAAUUGAGUUAUGCACAAUAUAUUAAUCGAAAUCGCAGAUGGUAAAUUUUUUACGAGUACCUAUUAUAGUAGAAAUAAUUGGAAGUAAUCAUGCAAUAUUAACGCUAUAAUUAAUAACAUAUUCCAACGAAGCCAUAUUUUAUGUAUAAUGUUAUUCUUAUAGCAUGAAAUGUAAAUAAUUUAUAUAAAUUAUUAUACGAAUCACCAAGAGUUAUCUGUGUUUAUAGUGGGUCCAUUCUGAGAUAAGAAUAAAAAAAAAUAUAUAACCAAAUCGUUAUCGUAAGGAUCAAUAUGAGCUAAAUUUCUAAUAGAUUUCAGUUACAGUUAAUUAUAAAUUUAGUUUAUAAUGGUCCAUAAAACAAUAAUUUUGCAAAACUAUCAAAUUAAAAUAUUGGGUUAAGAGAAUUUUAAAGAAAUGCCGACCCAGAAUCGACCCCAGUGUUCGUUUGAACUAGUUGCAUGUAAUCGUGAAACUUACUCACGUGACGUCUAUAGUAUCGUAAUAUUAAUACAUAUUAUAUGUAAUAACAUCAUAGUUUUACAGAUAAAAUGCCUUAUAAAUUCUUAUAUAGAAGAAAUGAAAAGCCUAAGUAAAAGCCUACAAAACAUAAUAAUUGUAGUUAAGUAUUUGCCGUCUGAAGAAUCUGGUAGUAACACGGAAUCUGCGGAAUGCUAGGUGAGAGAUAUGAUUAGAAAAUUGUAGAACCAAGUUUACUGUUCCGUAUCCAAUGUCUAAAAAAUUCUUCAGACUCGCAUUCUCCGUGUAGGUACAUAUUUAUCACAUUGUCAAAUGAUCCGUUAUAUAUAAUUCUUGUAUUGUAUUUUUAUUAAAUUGUAUCUCCAAAGAGUUUCGUUUUCUGAGUUUUAUGUGCUACAGAAAACUCAGUUUGAAAAAUGUCCAGAUUAUUAAUUUUGAUUCCAUCAUCUCUAAUCUUAGUCAUCGUUGAUGAAGCUUGGAGUCACGGUGCAAUACGUCUUCUUGCUCUCUCUUUCUUAUUGAACUAGAUUUUAUUGCUAUCUAGCUUAGUAAGUAAUAUCCAAGCUGCAACACAAUUUGAAAAUUUUAAACCAAAGAGUAAUACUAUUAUUUAUACUACAGAAUUAUAUAUUUGAGAAAUAAGAAAAUAAUUAUAACAUUUGUGAUUAUUUUAAAUGGUGCUUAUUAGAAUACGAUGUGUUACUAAUUAAACCCCUUGUUAUAAUUUCAAAAUUUAUUUUGAAAUUGUGUAAUAUUUUCAAAAAUCUUUUACAAUGUUAAAAUAGUGAUGAUCAACGUUCAUGUUUGAAUUAAUAUACAUUAAUAUUAUUUUUUAUUGCUAUAAAAUUGAGAUAAGUUCAAGAUUCUUGAAGUCAGAGUGACGUUUUCAAUAUAUUUGUUCUGCUAUAGAUUUUGAAACUAGCAAUUUUGUAGCAUUUUUCAUGAAUUAUACAAAUAUGUAGAUAUAAGAUUGAAUGUUGUCGUCGGAAAUGAAUGUCAUUCCGUUUAUUUAUUGCUUUAAAGUUCUAUAUGUAUAUUAUAUGUAAUAAAUCUUAAUUCAGACUCAGUGGGGCUACUCUUAAAUUCUUAAUAAAAUUCCAAUAAAUUUAUAUUAAAAUUGAGACGUUUCACACUCUCGAAUUGCAAUAAUAGCGACGUAAUGUUUCUAUAUUGUUGUGAUAGAUACAUAUUAGUGGAACUUAUAUUGUAAACUAUUGUAAACUGAUCCCAGAUAUAACUUAAUUCCUAACCGUUGUUUCAUAAGUGCAGCAUAAAAUUGUCCUUGGCAAUGGAUUGGAUUGAUAUUGGAUUCUAGAGUAGACCUGCUGAUCUAUAAACUAUAUUUUUAGUCUUCGUGUGGACGUUUCAGUUCAGAUAUUAAAUGUUUGAUCACAAUUUUGCUACAUUAAUGAUCUUGAAAAAAACAAGAAUCUAGAAAAUGCUAUUUUUAAUAAUAUUUGUAAUGAUUUAUAAUGUUUUGUGAUAAUUUUGUAUAUUUAUAUUUGCUUUUUUACUAAAAAUAAACCUUAUUGUUCAUAAAAAGUCCAAUGCUCUUAUAAACUUUUAGCUAUUGCACUGUUUUGUCUCUUUCUUCAGUGCUAAAUACUCAAUGUGAAAGAAAGUGAUAAAACAGUGUAAUAGUUAAAACGUGUUUGUAGAAGGUUUUAGUUUUUAUGAAUAAAAGGGCUAAAAAUAACGCGGACGACAUACAUAUAUUCACUUUGCUAUUUAAAAAAAGUACUUAAUUACAAUGUACACAAGUAGCUGUAAUGGCAACACUAAAUUUAACGUCAAGUGCUAGAUGCUAAAGAUGUUCACUUUCAUGAAUAAAAUCGAAAAAGGAAUGUAAGAUAUCUUUUUCGUUACACCUUGCAAUAUAUCAAAAAUUAAAAUAGUGUUGAAAUUAUAGCUACUGCUGAAUUUUAUCUACUAAUUUACUCGAAAUAUAUAAGCAACGCCAUAUUCGAUAUUUAAAAAAAAAUAUGCUAUUAAACCAGCCCUUACCAGUUCAUGAAAAAUCGUCCAAAGAUUAUUUUAAAAGCACUGCUGCAUGAUAUUAUAUUGCAAAUAUAUUCGUAUUUAAUUACUUUGAAAUAAAUAUAUUAAUUUGC